Molecule: messenger RNA, 10585 nt
Organism: Hylaeus anthracinus
Lineage: Eukaryota; Metazoa; Arthropoda; Insecta; Hymenoptera; Colletidae
Gene: Mekk1
Product: mitogen-activated protein kinase kinase kinase 4
Exons: 18
Coding region: 80-4162 (1360 amino acids)
Biological process (GO): MAPK cascade; protein phosphorylation
Molecular function (GO): ATP binding; protein kinase activity
Source: RefSeq, a predicted model, not a curated record
UGCGCCAAGUCGUUCAGUUAACGUGGGUUAACGUCGGCAGCGCUGCAUGAGAAUGUGAUAUGUUUCUUAUUUGCGAAGAAUGUUGGGUUACGAUAGACAAAGCCAUGCUACGAAAAAUCUCUUCUCAGACUCUUCCGACGAUGAUACCGGUUACGUUAGCAAAAAAGGAUCGAGCAGCGCAACCAGCGAAUUCGACGAGUCGAUACAAGCAAUGUGCGAUAUUUACGGACAGACGCCGCCGAGAACACGACUGAAUCGCAAGAAGAGGUAUAUGAAGCAGAAACUGAGUGGAGGAGAUGUUAAGUCGUUAGAGAAAGAAACGCCAUCGAAAGCAACGAUUCGCAGACGAAACACUUUGGACAACAUAAUAUUUAACGAGAUGUGCGACAAAGCAGACAGAGAUUGCGAGAACGAGUUCAAUCAGGACAUAACGAAGGAAGAGAAUCGAAAAUGUAAGAGAAGCUUGAAAUUGUUGCGCGGCAACGAAAGGGACUUAAAACUUGACAUGGAAGCGGCGUACAAUUAUGCCGAUAGAUCGGAUCACUACAAAGCGUCCACCCCGAAUCAUAUGAAGAUUGAAACUAGAAAUAGAUUUCGAAGUCUGCGGUCAAAGCCCGUCGAUAUAGAAGAGAAGAGGGUUCAAUAUGAAGUUGACGAGCAAAAUUUAACUUCGGAUACCACGGAAUCAGUUGUUCAGUCACCGAGGGCGCUGAGUUUUAAGGAACGAGAAAUAUUUCACGACACAUUUUCUUUUCUGAUUAGACUGGGGAGUACAGAACGCAAUUGUCGUCGUCAAAUGAGUCACGAAGAAUCUCGAUGGCAAAACGAAUUGAAAGACUUGAUAUGGCUCGAAUUACAAGCUCACCAUGCAGAUCGUAGUCCAAUGGCUCAAGACGAGUAUUUAUGUAAACAACGCGAGGGCGUAGAAGGGUUACUUAAAGAAAUAAUGGAAUACAGAUACGAUCCCAUCGCGAAUGUGAAGGAUAAUAAUGGACCUUGGAUCAAUGUUAACGACACAGAUAUUGAUCGAGUAAUGAAUCCUGGUUCAAGUCCAAAUAUAGAACUCGGAAUUUGUCCAGGUUGUCUUUCUAUGUACUGUAGAGCAUGUGCGCGAGCACAAGGUGAAGCGUUACAGCAAGUGGAAGCCCUGUUGGCUAGAUUGGAGGCAGCAGAAGCGCUUUAUCCUUCGUCGCAAGCCUUGGCUGCGCAUUAUCCAUUGUAUAAAAGUGCAGAAUUUACUAGUCGAGUAAAAGCAAUGUGUUUGUGGUAUAAUAUGACCAAACAUCAUCGUCUUAAAUUACAAAUUUUGGGAAAAUUACUAAUGAUGUUACAUACCAAGAAAAAACACGAUGAGACUGGAGAUUCUGGGAUAAGUUCACGAGGCUCAGACACAGUUGAUUCUUUGGAACAUCGCCAAACUCUGGUGCGGUUCGAAAUAUCAAAUCAACAAGAAGAAUGCUCCAGUCCCUCAGACAGUAACAAUAGUAAUAAUUCAUCAGCUGGUUUAUCUAUUGUACAAUCAUGGCCCCCUACUCCAGACACUUCUUGCACAUUUACGGAAUACGAGAGAGGCGAGCGACUUGAUUUUUAUUUGGUCGAGUUCGAUCGGCACGCUUACAGGAAGUAUAUCGAAGAUGUGUUGAAAACUCGAGGGCUUGGAAAAAGCUUAAAUUUCCUGGAGAGAUUGCACACUUCUAUCUUGAGAAAAGCAAGACUGACGUUAGAAAAAGGUAAUAUAAGUAAAUCUAGUGAUGUAAACGAGGAAUAUGAAGGUGACGAACAGCUGCGUCGAUAUGGUGUAUGGUGUCCUGAAGCAAGAGAAUUGAAUCUUCCAUCGUAUAGAGCCGCUUUUGUAUUUCUCUCCCGAGUGCCGUUGGACGUUGUACACGAAUUCCUGAGAAUGAGAUUAGAACAGAAGCCGGAACAACCUAGUCCGUUAUCGGUUCGACAACUUAUGCGUGAACUCAGGGAAGGUCUUAGAAUUGCGUGUAUACAUCGUGACAGAUUUGCUGCUCAUUCUUGUGCAGCGGUCGGUAGCGAUGCUGAUACUUGCAACCAUUUGUUCCAAGAAAAUGUAAAAGACUUUGAUGAAAGUUUGAAAGCUGUUUUCGAAGUAUAUCUUGACUAUCUACAACAGUGGGUAGAUAUGGUACAGCAUGAUAGUUUUCAUAAGAACUUGAUCAUGGAUGAGUGGAUAUUUGUAAAAUCGAUCGCAGGAAAUAUAUCGGAUGGGUACAAAAUUGCUGGUGUGAAAUUUUGUGAAAUCGCCAGAACGAUGAUCAAGCAAGUCAAAGAAUUCCUUAACGAAAGACCUCGAGAGAUUAAUGAGAGUACAGAGGAUUGGAACGACGAUGACUGGUCAAACAAAUUACAAGUUAUAUUCGUGGGUCGUGAAUGGCAAGGGAUGUUCGUGGAGGCUCGAGAAAAGGUCGUCAAAAGUGUCACCCUUGCUAGAUGUGUACAACGUGACAUCGAAAAAUGGCCUGUUUUCACCAAGGUGUUGGAAGAAUCAUUGGUAGAUUUAAGGGAAAGAGUUAUGGAUCUACGACAUCAGAUAACAAGUGUUAUUAAGAAUUUUCAACAUGACAUUGAAGAAGUAGAAGAACCAAAGGCUGAAUGUGAUAGAUUUGCUAUGCGUUCAAGAAUAAGAGAAAUACUUCACCAGGCUUAUCGAAUGGGAUUUGACUAUCAUAAAGAGACAUGUAAAUUAUUUGCGCUUGGAGACAAGGCUGUUUUAGCGCGAAGUUUAGUUUCUUUUGCUCUUUUGUGGAUGGAAUUCGUCAGAACACGCUGUGAACGCGGGAGGGGUUUAAGACCUAGAUGGGCAAACCAAGGUUUAGAAUUUUUAAUUACGGUAUGCGAACCGCAUAACACCAAACAUUUGACCAAUGACGAAUUUGAAGAAUUGAAAACAUGUAUGGAUCGUUGUAUAUCACACGUUGUCGGAAGUGCCAAUACUGGCGCGCACGUAGAAGCAGAAAACUUAAGAAGAUUAUCUCGCUCGAGAGCCUCGUCACCUUGUCAUACUAGAAGCAGAACUGCAAGUCUAAGUCUUUCUCAGAAGCCUAAAGAUAUUUUUAAAUCUCCUGAUACCACGUUAAAUCUUAAAAAGUCCUCGCCAAGCGCAAUCGAUGGAAAUGUAGGCGUGAUUUUAAACACGCCUGAUCGUUCGGUAUCCAGACAAGAGCGAGUUAUUCGCGCUAUUACAAAGGUGGAAUCGGAAAUUGACGAAAGGCUCAGGAGCCGUGAACUUAUUGGUCUAGUUACAGAUAGGAAAGCUGUCGAUAGAGUGCGUAUCAAAGCAAGAAGAGUUACUUUUACCUGGCAAAGAGGCAUUAAAAUAGGCCAAGGAAGAUUUGGUAAGGUGUAUACAGUAGUGAACAAUCAAACUGGCGAAUUAUUAGCAAUGAAAGAAGUUCAAUUACAACCGGGCGACCAUCGAGCGAUUAGGCGGGUUGCCGAGGAAUUACAAAUAUUUGAAGGAAUUCAACACAAACAUCUAGUCCGAUACUAUGGUCUGGAAAUACAUCGUGAGGAAAUGUUAAUCUUUAUGGAAUUUUGCGCCGAAGGAACUUUGGAAAGUCUAGUAGCGGGCAGCGGAACUGGUUUGCCGGAAUCGUUAGUUCGAAAAUAUACUCAUCAACUUUUAUCAGCUGUAGCUGUCCUUCAUUCUCAUGGAAUAGUACAUCGUGACAUUAAAUCCGCAAAUAUUUUUUUAACGGAUGAGGCUAAUUGUUUGAAACUUGGAGAUUUUGGAAGCGCUGUACAAAUUAAAGCUCACACUACGAUGCCUGGGGAAUUACAAGGUUUUGUUGGCACUCAAGCUUACAUGGCGCCAGAAGUAUUCAUGAAAUCGGAGACUGGCGGUCAUGGUAGAGCCGCUGAUAUAUGGUCGGUUGGUUGUUGCAUCAUAGAAAUGGCUAGUGGACGACGACCUUGGUCAGAUUAUGAUUCUAAUUAUCAAAUUAUGUUUAAGGUUGGAAUGGGUGAAACACCAACGUUGCCAAAAAAUCUUUGUGUCGAAGGCAUCGACUUGAUCAAUAAGUGCUUGCAACAUGACCCAAAGAAACGAUUAACUGCGCAUACCUUACUUACAUUACCGUUUGCGCAAGCAUACGAAGAUGUUAAUGCUGACUUAGCGGUACUGCGCCAUCAAGCAUAAUAUAAGAGUUGAAUUAAACAUUUCAACUUGAAAUAAUUACGAGUUUUAUAAUAUUGUCAUCUUCAUCAGGUUAAAUAUAUUACUUAGUUUUACCCUCAGUUACCCCACGGAUACAAAAUGGAACCAACAAAUCUUCCGAUCUCCCGGAUUUGGCUGCUUCGGGAGAACCGAUGAUGGUUCCGUGGUAGACUACAUACCUGAGCUUCAUACUUUUUCCCUCCAGCUCCAAAUCUCCUUUUUCUGCUCAUAUGGAAAUAUCUAUAAAUUUCAAAAAUACAUGAACUCAUAGUGACCCCCGUGGGUUAACUCAAGGUUAAUACCAAAAGUACUUGUAGAAGCCCAAAUCUCUCGAUUAUUUUAAUGUUUUUUCUUGACAAUUCUAUUAUUUAGAUGGCUGUGCAGUUUUUAAUACAUAGAAUUAUGUUAUUGUUGUAUGUAAAAUAGAUAUUCAUUUAUUACAAAAAUUUCGUUUCUCAGUCUCGAGGUGAAAAUGAUUAUUCAGCAAUUUUCGUAAGUAUACACUACAGUAGAGAACAAUUUUAUCUAGGUAACGAAUAAGAAUAACGAAUAUUUUAUUUAGAUACAAAUUUAAUCGUAUUACGUAAAUGGAUAAAUAAGUAUGUAUUUGCUACGCAAACGAUCUAGUCCGUUUUAGAGCUUUAUGUUAUGUACUUUAACAAUGAUGAAAAUCGCCACAUUGUUAGAAAAAAUGUAAUUCAAUUAACAAAUGUAAUCUUUAAUCCCGAAUACAAAUAAUUUGUUAUCUUUUAUAACUACCAACUACAAUUACGAUUGUAAUUGUUACACAAUGCAAUUUUAGUGUGUUAAAUGUUGAUUCGAUUACAUUUUAUUUAACGUUGCGUCGAUCUUUCCAAAAUAAAGAUACACGGUGUCUGUAUCGUUCAUAUAUCGAAUAAGUACUUAUUCACUCAUUUACGUUAUUCCAAUAAAUUUUUGCGUAGAUAAAGUUUUCUAGCGAGAGAAGGAUCAAAGUUUUAUCCAACAAGUGAAACGAUUUUAUCUAGAUUCUAUAUUUGUUCAAAUAACGCCGUGUUGCAGCACGUACCGCCUAAUGUAACUAAAGUUGUUCAUAAAAUGUUUGAAAGACUACAGCAAAAUAUUAUGCAGCUGUUAACAUAUAUAAAUUAAAAUUAACAUUCCAAUCCCGAGAGAGGUAUUUGUAUAAUAUAUUCACAAGUGUACUUUAAAUUAUUUUUUAAUCCUUUCCUUUUAGUCAAGCAAUGUACUGUAACUGUUGUAAACACUAUAUUGUAAAUGGAAUAAAAUAGUUACAAAGAUGAUGUCACAAUAAUGUUUAUUUUGCACAAGGAAACGUACACAUAAUACAACAUACUUGGUUUAAAUUAAUUACAGAGGUAUGUCGUGUAUGCUUUCUGUAUAAACAGAAAGCGAAGUGUGCUUACAAGUUUAAUAAUCAUUAGAUAUAUCGCAUACGAAGACGACUAUUUCGCGAACAAUGUUUUACUCACGAUUUCUUGGUCGUUCUCGACAGUUACAAUUCUUAUCAAUUACGUUACUAUCACAUUUUAUAAUUCAUAUGUAUAAUUUCACGCUAGCGAUAGUUGUCUUCGUACGAUUAUUUUUUUAUAGAAGUUUGACCGAACUUUCGAUAUAUACGUGACGUCGGUUCAGUUAACUUCAUUUUAUAAGCAAUUCUAUCAGUUACAAGGACGUGUCCUAUUUGAUAAAAUCGUCGCUACGGUGGCUUUCGCCUGAUAUGCGCGAUAUUCUUGGCCGCAAAGGUGCAAUCGCAAUGAUUUUGCGAUACCUAUUAUGAGUAUUUUAAAUAACAUACUAUUUUACCUUACAUCUAAUAGGUAUUUGCAUCUUAAACUAAUACAGAACACUUUCAUAUAUCGUACACAUAUGCGCGGAAUAUCUAUACAUUCUCUUAUGCGUAAAUGCGUAUUUGUUGAUAUGUGCAUAGUUGCUUAUGUAUAUAAUUGCAUAUAAUUUUAUUUAGUAACGAUUCAAGGAACCUUCUCAAUUCCUCGCGCCAUUUAAAGAUUCAUUCAGCGAUAAGAAAAAGCAGAACAUCUUAGAGUUUUUAUAUAAAAUUUCUGAUCAACUAGUACUAGCGAUUCGGGCGAACAUUUGUCCGCUUAUUUAAAAUAUAUUUCCAUAAAACAAUCAACCAAAUAUUCGUUUACCGUCGAUAAGAUUGCUAAGAUUAUUUGUUUCAGUUAGAAUUAAUUAUUUAAAUAAUUAAUUUAGAGGUGUCGUAUUAGUAAAUACUAUUUAAAAAUUAUACGAACCGCGUUAUACGUUAUACAGUGAUUCAUUAUGGAACCGCUAGAGAGUAUUAACAAAUUUUCCAACUGUUCGUUGGUAAAAUCAAAUCACUGACUAAUACUCGAUAAUAAAUCCAUCGUAUAACGACAAUAUACAUAUACAUUUAGAUGGGAACUUACAUAAAGCCGCGUACAGACUCAAAAGCCAAGGCGACCGGAGGCAACGUAAGUUCGGAUCUCGCGAGUGCCAACGCGCGCCAAGAUUCGAGCUCGCGCGGGUUCGAUUCGCUUGGCUCUUCGGUCUGUACGCGACGCGAUACACGUGUCUGUACAGAGGAAGUAAUUUACAAUAGAGUUAACGAACUUCGUAAAAUAUCGAUAAUGUCAACAGAUGCGUGUACUUGUGUGUAUUCGGGUCCCAUGGAAAUCACCGACACAGAUUUCGUCGAGGAGAAUUCACUGACGGUAGUUUCGACCAACACCAAUAUUAAUCGCGAUAUACAUUCUCUGCGUGGACAAUUACAUGCGUUACAGUAGAUAAAUCUUUAUAUUAAACGCAGAAAAUGUAUACCAAUAUUGCUGUCGAUCAAAUCUAUAUGGUAUCGGCGAAAUCUGUAUCAGUAAUAUCUAUGGUACUCACGUAAUCACGUAUCCACUAAUUGUAAGUUACAAAUACAGUAAACUCUGCUCGUUCGUUACAACCGAGCAAGCGUAACGACGUCAGCACGCGGAUAGCACCGACCGAUAGCAUUUAUACGUUUCGGGUUGAUAAAGUUAAAUCUUUCGCUAUCGAUAGAGUUUGGUACUUAAGAGAAGUAGCUCUAGUUACAGUAGUUAUUAGACGUAGAAGAUUAAAGUGAUAGACAGAUAGAGCUAUCGUCGACGUUCGCCGGUCUAUCAAAGAAGGGCGAAUCGCCGACCUACCUAAGAAUUGGACAGGAAUGUACUGUGCGGGGGCCAACACACGAACGAUUGGCCACGUUUAAAAUGUGUUUGCAACAGACGAGGUCCGUGCGCUAGAAAUCUCUUCUCUACCUAACGUGGUUAGUUUCUCGGUCUCUAAUCGUCUAUUCUGUCUCUUCGUUGCGUCUAUUCGAUAUGUUGCACGGUCAAACUAUAGCGCGAGACAUAAUUAUAACCCACCCAAUGGUUUUGUUUAUGUUUUUUUUUUUUUUUUGUAUUUAGAGAUACACGAUUCUUAUCACGAGGGAUACCAUUCCCUUUUACAUCGUCACAAGAUCAGUAGAGAGCUGUGACAAUUUGGAAGGGAGGUAGUGCUCUAAUCAGAAAUUAUGAGGUUUGCGUAAUAGAAUUUACGGUGUAUGUUUAUGUAACGUAUAUGCUAUAUAAACCAUAUUCGGUUUAAAAGCAAUAAAUAAAUAAUAAUAGAAUUUACGGUGUAAAGCAGGGCUUCUUAAACUUUUGCGCAACCCAAAAGAUAUAAAAUAAGGAUACGUAAAUAUUUUGUGACGAUUUAUUGACUAGGUAACGAUAUAUACAUAAGAAAAAAGCAUAGUUUUAGAAUUUUUUUUAAAAACAUACAAAAAUAUGAAAUUAAAAAUUGCUCAAAAACUUGUAAAAUUGUACUUAUUAUAGUUACACAAAUUGUAUAUCCUUUUUUUCAUCAAAACUGCAUUUCUUGCAGAACAUAAAUAAAAAAGAAUGUUAAAUAUUUUAUAUUAAAAUGGCCUGAUGUAAAGUAUAAACAAAAAUGUUGGGUGAGCUAUCGUGUUGCCAUUUUUAUUGCAGGAGAAUUUCUAAAUUGAAGUUGGCGCCAUUUCUCGGAAAAUUUAGCAAAUAUGAAAAACAAAUUUUUAACUCGACUUUCCGACUUUUAAUUUAAAAAAUUGCAUUGUAAAUCCGAAUAACUCGGUAAUUUUCAUGGCAUACUCGUUAAAUUCCUUCGCGUAAAUGUGUGCGUUUGAAAAUACUUUCGUAAUUUUAAUAGAAAUACAAUCGUAUUUUAAUUCGAAAAUGUAGUUUGUCAUGUUUUGUGCUCAAACAUUUUUUUCCCCUUAAAUUACAAUUGCACGAUGAUACGAAAAAAUAUACAAGCGAAAAUGCGUAAUUGCUUAGUCCUCAAAAUAAUUACCAUUUCAAAGCUUUAAACACUUUUAAACAUACACGAUAUAGAUAAAUAUUAAAGGGUGUAGUUAUAGACUUUAGAGGUCAAUUAUUUUUCGUAGGACGUACAUAAUCGAAUAAUAAUGUUGUAAAUAAGUUACUAUGUAAGUUAUAUAGGGAAGUCUAUAGAAUUUCGCUAUGUUGCCUUCGAAUAAUUGAUAAUUCUAAAGACACGUGUACGACAGAAUACGAUUCUGGAAAGCGUUAUGUAUAUGCUUAUAUACUUACGUAGUUAAUGAAACGAACACUUUGCGUAGACGCGGUCAACUAUAAAAUUUAUGCUUAUAUAGUUAACAAUAAAAAGAAACUCCAUUGUUUCUGAACAUAUUAACAGAUCUUGUUAAGUCAACAACUUACGCUAAAUUAUUUGAAAUCUUCUACAACGUUCCAUUUAAACUUUUCAGGCUAUAUACUUGUUUACUCGAUGGAAAAAGUAUAGAGAGGUUCAAAAACCUUUCCGAUGUCGGCUGUAUUUUUCUUCAACAAAAUUUUCUAUUUCUCAAAAGAAAAAUAUUUUAGAAAUUAAAGGUGAUUUAAAAAAAAAAUAGUUGUCCUCCCUAUGUCAACAAUUUGCUAAUGCGUUUUGACUUGUAUAAUAAUCUGUUUUCACUUAACUAACAUGUAGCGUUACUUCAUAGCAGCUGAAUGAAAAAAACUUACAAUUAAAAAAUACUGCAAGUAAAUAAAAGUCGGGACAGUUUUCGACCCAAUAAAGAGUUAAAGUAUCAUUUAAGUACCUCGCUAUAUUACUCCAGCCAACUAUACGUCCAGACGUUGCAGCCUUUGAAUAUUUCUAAAUAACACUAACUAAUCGUUCGGUUAUAAUUAAGUUACAGCACGCUAGAACACGUAAAGUGAUGGGAUCAAAUUUACCAAAGCACCAAUAGUUUAACGAUACGUUACCAUUAAUGACCGUUUGUCGUUAACUACUACUAACUAACGAUUACAAUCAAGCGGCAAGGAAAACAACGAAACUGUUCGCUUUCGGUGGAAAGGAACUUCCAGCGCUCGGACGUUAACCCUUUGGCCUACAACCACGAGUCAAACUCGUGGUAAGGAAUUUGGGCUAUAAACAACAAGCACGAGUCUGACUCGUGGUACUUCGUUCGGACUUCCUACCUUCCCGUUUAUUAUGGCUCGAGCAAUCGGGAGAUGGCUUGUAGGUCGAGGAGUUAACGUUCGAGGUUCUUUGUAAUAGGACUAGUGUUUACAAUAACCGACCGAUCUAUAUUGCCUACUACACGCAGCGACUAACGUUUAAACAAUUUCGUCUCUGUCAGUCGAAUUCGGUCGUUGAUUAUGAGAUAAGUAUUUGUACGCGUGUCCUAUGAAAGGGAUAACAAGAUUAUAGUGCCCGCGUUAACGAAGAAUUUUUUAGAAAAAUCUUUUAGAUUUAAGACUUUCGCGUGUGUUAUUCCGCGCUGUAGUUGAUGUCACGUCUGAUUACAGCUUGCUGCCGACGUUUCGGAAAUCAUCAAGGGCUAGAUAGCUCCGUUACCGAGGCGCUUUUCAUUUAGGAUGAGUUUAGAUUCCCUUGUGUUAUUUCGUUCCUACAUUUUCUAUCUCUCCUCGAUUUACAAUGUUUAUAAAAUUCAGUUUGUACAUGUUAAUUAGGACAGCUUUAUAAAGUUACAGAAUAUGCGAUCGAUAAACCUAGCUAAUGUUUGUAAAGUUUCGAAGUUCGUAACAAAGUCAUACAGUAUAAAAUAACGAAUUUACGAGCUUUAACACUUACGAAUUUAGAAUAUCGGGUCUUUCAGACUCGGCGGUUUUUUUAAUUCUCUUAUAAAAUACAGAUGACAUUGUGAACGUUGAUUUUCAUAAAACAAUUCAACAAUUUAAACACGUUUUUAUAUUCCGUACAAAGCUAUUUUUAUAAAUGGGAUAAAUGAUGCUUCUAAAAUAUGUCAAGACCUAGGCGAAUUCACAACGCACCCUCAGGGGCUGUAGCAUGUAAAUACAGGAGAUGUCCCAAAAAUUCGAUCAAAGGUGUGGUUCGGAAGGCGAUUUGAAACAACUUUUUCCUUGGCAAAAAUGUUGUCCGAGG